Coprinopsis cinerea okayama7#130 is the source of this 1133-nucleotide messenger RNA. Its product is annotated as angiogenic factor with G patch and FHA domains 1. Lineage: Eukaryota; Fungi; Basidiomycota; Agaricomycetes; Agaricales; Psathyrellaceae. Bases 1 to 1077 code for a protein of 358 amino acids. The record is from RefSeq and is a predicted model, not a curated record. Gene Ontology annotation, molecular function: nucleic acid binding; protein binding. The transcript has a single exon.
AUGAGUCAAUACGACCCGUCGUACGAGUGGCCGGGUGACGACGGCAACGACGAUAUCAGAGACGCAGGGAAUACCACAUCGACAUCUUUCCUGCGUCUUGUUGUCCAGGGCUCAAAUUGUCUACCAACGAAGCGGCGACUGGCUAUCCUCACUGGAUUCCCCGAGGUCCAAUUUGGAAGGGAUAAGCCGGCAGCCAGUUCAGUCACACCUCGCAUUCGCCUGAAGGAAAUGGAAGUGUCCAAAGUGCACGCUACUGUUUUCUGGAAUGGCGCAAAGAAAGAAUGGGGUAUCGUCGACAUGGGCUCAAAACAUGGGACGUUCCUCCGUGUUCACAAUCCAAACAAUGAAAGCCCCACUGUUCGUCUAUCUCCGCCGCGAAUCGCCAGUCUCCCUCGGACUCUGCACCACAUGGACGAAAUAUCGAUUGGGAGUACGAGAUUCACGGUGCAUAUCCAUGAGGGCCACCUGGCAUGCAUCGAUUGUUCCUCAUCUGAUACUAAUGAGAUAUCACUUUUCUCCACGGAUGAGCCGAAGACCAGGGCUUCCGUUUCCUUACACAGUCCUUCGAUCCAGACCCCGCAGAAUCCGAAGAAAUCACUGGCCGUGCUGAAACAAAGCCUUUUGCGACAGCAUUUGACACCGACCACUGGUCCAGGACCGUCUGCGUCAUACGUAGACCGUGCUGCUCGAAGACGAGAGAUUCAUGGAUACGCUGCCGGUGCACCCGGGAUCAGUUCCCAACCUCCCGGUCUAUCGAUGCAAACCGCAGUUGGCUCUGCUGGCCCUCUGAAUGCAGCUUCUUCCAAGGACCCGGUAUCCGACCCACCAGGGCCACUGCCAACGAGCAAUAUCGGCCAUCGACUACUUUCCAAGAUGGGAUGGGAGCCCGGGACGGGGCUUGGGUAUUCAUCGGAUGGGGAAGUCGGUGGAGGGAUCGUUGAACCCGUCAAGGUGAUUCAGCACGAUAAACGAGCAGGGCUAGGAACAAAGCGACCAGCACCCACAGACGAGAGUUGGUGGGAAUCGGAGAAGCAGAGACGAUUUGCUAGAUUUCAGACAGGCCCGGAUGGUACAUAGAUUGAUGAUAAUGUUCUCGUUCCAUUUUGAAAUGUCAAACAUCUGUUGUUGUUUUC